This is a messenger RNA of Physella acuta, 769 nucleotides long. RefSeq lists its product as uncharacterized. The record is from RefSeq and is a predicted model, not a curated record. Lineage: Eukaryota; Metazoa; Mollusca; Gastropoda; Physidae.
AGUUGAGUAACAAGACAUCUAAGCACUUCUGCUCAACUAUGUGGAUCAGUGUCAUUUUGAUGGCAAUAGGUUUAGUUGUGCAAGCCCAGUCUGACUACUUAAUAAGACAAAGAGAUUAUCAGGCUUUUGAUGAGACAAAAUGGACACCUCUUACACUUAAUGUAGUGUUUGAAAAGGUCAGCGUUUUAACCUGCGCUAGCUAUUGUUUAAGCUCAGACGUGCCCUGCUACAGCAUCAUCUUCGAUGAAAAAAGAGAACACUGCACUUUGGGUUCCUGGCUAGUCCCACUGACUGAUGUUUCCAAACAAGUCGAGGGGCAGAUUUUCUCCAGUGGGGAGAUCUGCAACACAACCCAAAACAUUACUCUGUUGUCUAAUGGCUCUCUCUCACAAACUGACUUGUUUGCCUGUACAGGUAAAUUAGAGAAAACUGCUGAAACAACAACAAUGAUAACUGAUUGCGAACAAUUCAUACAAGAUAAAAAACAAUAUAAAGAAUGCUUGUUGCUUAUUGGUUUGACAACUACGGCCACACCAUAGGAACGUAACGAAGAAAUUGUAAGGAUGCACUUUAUUCAGACACAAAAAAGACACGGAUGAAUUCAUUUGGUUUAAAAUCAACACACAUGACGCUAACCUUCUGUAUCGACUUUAGCUAAUAUUUAAAUGUACCAUUGAAAAAAUGGCUGGUUCAAUGUAUAGUGUUUGUUUGAUGGUGUCUGUGUCGUGUAUAGCAUAAUAUUACUCAUUAGGCAUGAAGUAAAGAAACU